CUCCACGUCUACUCGACCCGCAACAACACGAUCCUCACCCUCUCGACCUCGCCCGCCUCGGCCCCGUCGUCGUCCUACUCGAGCUCCGGCUCCGAGGGCGCAGGGCCGCACCACCCGAUCGCGUGGGUCUCGGCCGGCAACGCCGGGUACAAGGGCGCCGCGCGCGGCACGUACGACGCGGCCGUCGAGGUGGCCCUGCGCAUGUUCCGCAAGAUCCAGGACCUCGCGGCCGGUCCGCCCCCGACCGAGCUCGAGGUCGUGUGGAAGGGCUUCGGGCAGGGGAGGGACGCCGUCUUCAGGACGCUCAUGGGCGCAGAGGGGGACAACGUGCGCGGGCUCGUGAGAAGGGUCACGGACGCGACGCCGUUGAAGGUCGGCGGUACGCGUCCCAAGAAGCGGCGA
Rhodotorula graminis WP1 is the source of this 402-nucleotide messenger RNA. RefSeq lists its product as uncharacterized. Gene Ontology annotation, molecular function: small ribosomal subunit rRNA binding; structural constituent of ribosome; mRNA 5'-UTR binding. The annotation marks the transcript as partial. Gene Ontology annotation, cellular component: ribosome; mitochondrial small ribosomal subunit. The record is from RefSeq and is a predicted model, not a curated record. The transcript is spliced from 3 exons. Gene Ontology annotation, biological process: maturation of SSU-rRNA from tricistronic rRNA transcript (SSU-rRNA, 5.8S rRNA, LSU-rRNA); ribosomal small subunit assembly; translation. Lineage: Eukaryota; Fungi; Basidiomycota; Microbotryomycetes; Sporidiobolales; Sporidiobolaceae.